Molecule: messenger RNA, 1104 nt
Organism: Brugia malayi
Lineage: Eukaryota; Metazoa; Nematoda; Chromadorea; Rhabditida; Onchocercidae
Gene: Bma-unc-86
Exons: 8
Coding region: 1-1104 (367 amino acids)
Biological process (GO): regulation of transcription by RNA polymerase II
Molecular function (GO): DNA-binding transcription factor activity, RNA polymerase II-specific; RNA polymerase II cis-regulatory region sequence-specific DNA binding
Source: RefSeq, a predicted model, not a curated record
AUGCAGUCAUCGCAACGGUUAUAUCCCGGCUUAAAUACGAUUACAUCUACUGCUACAAUGACACGUUACUCACCUACCGGAACCGGAGCAACAACGGCAGCAGCUGCAUACCGUACCCGAAUGCCUAGUAACUUUCAAACGAAUUCAAUUUUUGGCACUUUCGAUGAUACGUUAUUUCAAGCAAGAGCAGCACAAGCUGCCCUUGCUGAAAUUGACGUUAAAAAUGUCAAUAUGGCUGCUAGUGGGAUGCUUCGACCAUCAGAUAUGUUCACCUAUCAUUCUACCGCAGCAUCACAUUUGCCAUCAUCGGGUGAAUUUGAUUCAUCUUCAAUUUCACAGAGUUCAAUUAUUGACUCAUCUAUGAAUCAUGCUGCCGACUCAAUGGCGUCAUUACAGCAUGUAAUGGCAAUGCAACACUAUCCAACUGCACAAUUUUCCCAAUAUCCAAUUCCGUCACCGUUUGCAACCGCUACUGCAGUUGUUGCAUCACAAAAUGCUGCUGCUGCUGCUGCCGCCGCAAUGCCAAUAUACCCAUUAUCAGCUCAAGCUACAGAAUUGGACACAGAUCCACGUGAAUUGGAACGUUUUGCGGAACAUUUUAAGCAAAGGCGUAUUAAAUUAGGCGUAACUCAAGCUGAUGUUGGGAAAGCUCUCGCACAUCUAAAGAUGCCAGGUGUUGGUUCUUUAAGUCAAUCAACGAUAUGCCGAUUCGAAAGUCUUACUUUGUCGCAUAACAAUAUGGUGGCGCUGAAACCUAUUUUGCAUUCAUGGCUUGAAAAGGCCGAAGAAGUAACAAAAACGAAAGAUAUGGCAGGUGAUGCACAAGGUAUUUUACCAAAUAUGGAUAAGAAAAGGAAGCGAACUUCUAUUGCCGCACCCGAAAAACGUUUGCUAGAAGAUUAUUUUCGACAACAGCCUCGACCGAGUGGUGAACGAAUUUCAGCAAUAGCCAAUAAACUCGAUUUAAAGAAAAAUGUUGUCAGAGUAUGGUUUUGUAAUCAACGACAAAAGCAAAAAAGAUGUCGAAAUCAAAAUGUGAGUACGCCACGGAUGGUAGGAGCCAAUAUCAAAUGUUCACCAUUUUCAAGCGGUUAUUUUGACUGA